This is a messenger RNA of Aspergillus tanneri, 1389 nucleotides long. Its product is annotated as putative MFS transporter. Gene Ontology annotation, molecular function: transmembrane transporter activity. Gene Ontology annotation, biological process: transmembrane transport. Bases 1 to 1389 code for a protein of 462 amino acids. Lineage: Eukaryota; Fungi; Ascomycota; Eurotiomycetes; Eurotiales; Aspergillaceae. Gene Ontology annotation, cellular component: membrane. The transcript has 9 exons. The record is from RefSeq and is a predicted model, not a curated record.
AUGAAUGCCAUCGAGAAGCCAGCUCAGACCGCCCACAAUCCCAAUGAUGACGAUGUGGAUCAACAAGAUCUGAAAGCUCGUGAGAAGGCGCUGGUUUGGAAACAGGACCUGCGUAUCCUUCCACUGAGCGCUGGGAUCUAUCUUCUUUGCUAUCUUGAUCGAUCCAACAUCGGAAAUGCGAAGAUCCUGAACGUGGACACGGGCAAUGAUCUCCUCACAGAGACCAGCAUGACCUCCUACGAGUUUACUAUUGCCCUUAUGGUUUUUCUCAUCGCAUAUGCCCUGUUCGAAGUCCCGUCGAACUACCUCCUGAAGAAGCUCAAACCAAGCCGCUGGAUUGCGUUCCUCAUGCUGUCUUGGGGAGCAAGCACGAUGGGUUUGGGUGGCACACAUAAUUACACUCAGGUGACCGGGAUCCGCUUUUUGCUAGGAGUUAUGGAAGCAGGUCUCUUCCCGGGUCUCGUUUACUUCCUCACCUUCUGGUAUCGGAACUCAGAGCGCUCGUUACGCGUUGCCUUGAUUCUAGCAUCGGCCACUCUAGCUGGCGCCUUUGGUGGCGCUAUUGCGUACGGAGUCGGGCACAUGAACCAAUUCCAUGGUCUAUCUGCCUGGCGCUGGCUGUUCGUCAUCGAAGGUGUACCGUCCUGUGCCUCUGCUGUUCUAGUUUGGUUCCUUCUUCCUGACUACCCGGAAUCGGCGUCGUGGCUCAGCCCUGAGGAAAAAGAGCUGGCUGCACAGCGACUCCAGAUGGAAGGCUCAAAGGGAGCAGCGCAAGCCAUGACCUGGGAAGAUGCCAAGGGUAUCCUGACUAAUUGGCGCCUCUAUGCCCAUUAUGCAGUGUAUUUCGGCAUCUCGGCUCCAUUCUCCAGUCUGUCGCUCUUCACACCAGCUAUCACCAGUGGUCUUGGAUAUGUAAACCUGCAGGCCCAGCUCAUGACCGUACCACCAUGGGCGGUCGCCUACGUAGUGACAACGGCGGUAUCUUGCCGGGGUCUUCAUUCGGCUCUUUUCUCCUUCAUCGGAGCCAUGGGCUUCCUGGCCUCUGCUGUGCUUCCAGCGGACGCAUAUCUGCAUCGAUACGGCUGCCUGAUCGUAGCUACCAGUGGCUCAUUUGCCUGUAUCCCACCCUUACUAGGUUGGCUGUCUGCCAAUCUCCGCUCCACCGCGGGGACCGGUCUAGCGAUUGCGCUGAAUAUCUCAUUCGGAGCACCGGGUCAGAUCGUAGGCGUAUGGAUUUACAAAUCCAACGAGGCGAAAAAAGGGUAUCCUACGGGCCACUGGACUAAUGCGGCGUUGCUUCUGUUCGUCUGUGUGGGGUGUCUCGCAUUGCGACUAUACUAUGGAUGGAGGACUCAGCGAAAAACGGUCGGGGAACGAUUUGCAUAUUAG